Vigna angularis (adzuki bean) is the source of this 3372-nucleotide messenger RNA. RefSeq names its product pentatricopeptide repeat-containing protein At5g27110. NCBI's taxonomy places the organism in Eukaryota, Viridiplantae, Streptophyta, Magnoliopsida, Fabales, Fabaceae. Bases 1149 to 3266 code for a protein of 705 amino acids. The transcript has 2 exons. Gene Ontology annotation, molecular function: RNA binding; protein binding. The record is from RefSeq and is a predicted model, not a curated record. Gene Ontology annotation, biological process: RNA modification.
AUUUCUCAACCUCAACCUCAACUUAUAUCUUCUUAAUUCUUUUUUUCUCUUUGAUGCAACCAAAACAUCAAAAACUUGUGUUGCAGAGUCCCUUUCUACACCUCUGUUAAUUUCUUUCAGGACGCCGCCUCCUCCCUCUAACGCCAUACCAGUUGUUACUGUGCCGCCGUCUCCGGUCAUCAUCACGGAGCACCAGCCACCACCGUGACGCCAUAAAACCAAUGGUUGCUGUCCAGAAGAAUGUGCUCCACAGUGCACGUCCAGUUUUCUCUCAAAAAUUUCUUAUCAAAGUGACCUUAUUACGGUAAUGACGAGUUCAUUUUACUUUAGUAUUUAUCCAAAUUCAUUGCUGUUUUUGAAUCAAAAUACCAUUUAAGAUUAUGUGAAGACUAGAUAUUUGUGAUAUUUGUGGAUGGUUCAGGAUUAGAUAUUUGUGGAUAGUUCAAUAGGGUCCGAUAGCAACAUAAACAGGGUCCACAAACCUUUCUAGGAUUGACUAUGGUAUCCACUUAGAAGAUUUUAAGUCAACCCUGUAGAGCUGGCUUAAUAAGGUGGUAUAUGCCUUCAUUUAUAUACUAUUAUUUAGCCAUUUCUUUGUGGGAUCUCCAGCAAAAUUUACAAUGUAACCUCAACUUCUCACUUUAGAGGAAUUAAACCUUCCUGUAAAAAAAUCUUUGAAAAGGGCAUUGAAUUUUACCAUCACUCAAGGCGGAACCAAUGUUGACGCCAAUGACUAUAAUUGUUAUAAUAACACAUUUAAAGCAUGGAGGAAAAAUUGCAGCAGAAACCAAAUCUAGCAUUUCACAAUCUUGCUUUCACAACCAGUUUCUAAAUCUCCAACUCAAAAACUUGUAUAUUUCUAAUUGAAUCCCAAUUCUGGAAAAGUGGGGCUGAACCCUUUUUCAGUUACAAUGAAUGAAAAUGACUUUAAUCAAAAGGUUCAAGCUUUUAGCAGGUUUUGUACCUUCAUGACUUUGCCUAUAUUCCACCUCAUCUUUUGCGCCUUCAACUAUUUAUAAGCUGGUGUGCUCUCCACUAUUGAUUCUGCCACCCUUUUGUAUUUGUGCUGUUGUUAUUAUUUGUUUUGUUGCCAUGCUUUAGAUUGAUGAUUAUGGUUUUUGUGUAGUGUCUCUCUUGGUAAUUGCUGAAUGGACACUAGAAAACUGCUAUCCCUUUUGAGAACUUGUAAGAAUUCAAAGUCACUGAAGCAAGGCAAGCUCAUUCAUCAGAAAGCUGUAACAUUGGGAUUGCAAAAUGAUAUAUAUUUAUCCAAGAAUCUGAUUAACCUAUAUCUUUAUUUCCAUUUGUAUGAUCAUGCAAAGUGCGUUCUUGAUACCAUGAAAAACCCAUGUGAGAUAUCCUUGUGGAAUGGCCUGAUGGCUGGUUACACUAAGAAUUACAUGUAUGUGGAAGCCCUAAAGCUUUUUGAGAAGUUGUUACAUUACCCUUACCUGAAACCUGAUAGUUAUACUUACCCUAGUGUUAUUAAGGCUUGUGGGGGGUUGUGUAGGUUUCUGUUGGGAAAAAUGAUCCAUACAUGCUUGAUAAAAACUGGUUUAAUGAUGGACAUUGUUGUUGGAAGCUCUCUUGUGGGAAUGUAUGCAAAAUGCAAUGCAUUUGAGAAAGCCAUAUGGCUGUUCAAUGAAAUGCCUGAGAAGGACGUGGCAUGCUGGAAUACCGUAAUUUCUUGUUAUUACCAAAGUGGAAACUUCAAAGAAGCCCUACGGUAUUUUAGCCUGAUGAGGAAAUUUGAAUUUGAACCUGAUUCAGUUACAAUCACAACUGCUAUUUCCUCGUGUGCCAGACUUUUGGAUUUGAACAGGGGAAUGGAAAUUCACAAGCAGUUGGUUAAUAGUGGGUCUCUGCUGGACAGUUUCAUUACCUCUGCUCUUGUUAACAUGUAUGGAAGAUGUGGUCACCUUGAAGAGGCUCUCGAGAUUUUUGAGCAGAUGCCUAAAAAGACUGUUGUUGCUUGGAAUUCCUUGAUUAAUGGAUAUGGUUUGAGAGGUGACAGCAUAUCAUGCAUUCGCCUUUUAAAGAGGAUGUACAACGAAGGAGUCAAGCCAACUUUGACUACUUUAUGUAGUUUAAUAAUGGUUUGUUCACAUUCUGCUCGACUACUAGAGGGAAAGUUUGUACAUGGAUAUAUAAUACGAAACAUAAUACAACCUGAUGUUUUUAUUAUUGGCUCACUUAUGGAUCUAUACUUUAAAUGUGGAAGGGUAGGGUUAGCCGAAAACAUCUUUAAAUCAAUACCAAAGUCCAAGGUAGUUUAUUGGAAUAUCAUGAUUUCUGGAUAUGUGACUGAAGGAAAACAUUUUGAAGCCCUUGCCCUGUUUAGUGAAAUGAGAAAAUCUUAUGUUGAGCCAGAUGCUAUUACUUGUACCAGUGUUUUAGCAGCUUGUUCUCAACUAGCAGCACUAGACAAAGGUAAAGAGAUUCAUAAUCUGAUCAUGGAGAAAAAAUUGGACAACAAUGAAGUGGUUAUGGGAGCUCUCCUGGAUAUGUAUGCAAAGUGUGGCGCAGUAGAUGAAGCAUUCAGUGUUUUCAAAUGUUUGCCAGAAAGAGAUCUUGUGCUCUGGACUUCAAUGAUUACGGCUUAUGGAUCCCAUGGUCAGGCCUAUGAAGCUUUGGAGCUUUUUACUGAAAUGCUGCAAUCCAAGGUAAAACCUGAUAGGGUUUCUUUUCUUGCUAUAUUAUCCGCUUGUGGCCAUGCUGGGUUGAUUGACGAGGGAUGCCAUUACUUCAAUCAAAUGAUGAAUGUUUAUGGCAUUAAACCUGGAGUUGAACAUUAUUCAUGCUUGAUUGAUCUUCUUGGACGUGCUGGAAGAUUGCAUGAAGCAUACGAGAUUCUACAUAGAAACCAUGAAAUCAGGGAUGAUGUUAGGUUGCUAAACGCAUUAGUUUCUGCAUGCCGUUUGCACAAAAAUAUUGAUCUAGGAGCUGAAAUUGCUAGAGUUCUUAUUGAUAAGGAUCCCGAUGAUUCAUCAGCCUACAUUCUCUUGUCAAAUAUGUAUGCUUCUGCGCAUAAAUGGGAUGAGGUACGGAAGGUGAGAUCAAAGAUGAAGGAACUUAGGUUAAAGAAGAAUCCAGGGUGUAGUUGGAUUGAGAUUAACCAAAAGAUCCUGCCUUUUUUUGUUGAAGACAAUUCACACUUGCAUCUAGAAUCUGUUAAUAAAUGCCUUUCAUAUCUCAUUGGUCACAUGGAUGAUGAGUCUAAACGAUUUAUAUAUCAUUUUGAUGUUGAAACACUGAGACUUUGCUAGUUUUACAAUUAGCUUGGAAGUGUUGUUCCAAGAUAGCAAGGCUACAAUAUUAUGCAGAGAAUUUGACAGAGGGGCCAAGAGGGAGAGAAACGAGUGUAUUGUAUUU